Molecule: messenger RNA, 513 nt
Organism: Parascedosporium putredinis
Lineage: Eukaryota; Fungi; Ascomycota; Sordariomycetes; Microascales; Microascaceae
Source: the annotation of a GenBank genome assembly
AUGGAUGGUAACCCAGAUGUCUGGGAAGGCCUCUGCGGUAGCUGCAACGAAUGGAUCGCCCUGGUCAGUAGCAAGAAGAAGGGAACAACUUGGUUCAGGCACGCAUACAAGUGUCACACUCAUCCUAAGAUCAAGGAUGCUCCCAAGCGUCGCAGGGAGAGCACGACACGGACUCUGGCUGCACCGCUAACCCUGUCGAAGUCGACGGUUGACGUGCAACAACACCAGAUGCAGCAACAGCCUCUGACCCCACAGCAGGCGCAGGCGCCGCCUCAGCUCCAUUUGCAACUUCAACCCCAUCACCAGUACCCCCAUCAGCACCAGCAUCAGCCUCCUCUCACUCCCCAACAUCAAGUUCCACAGCCAAUGACUCCUGGUCUACCCGUCCACCCGAUAUCGGCCGGUCUGAUGCCCAUUCCCUCGCAAAGCCAGAUGCAGCUCCAAGGGCCUCCACAGAUGGCUCUUCAGCAUCUGGUGCCUCCCCAAGGCCAAUCCCUCAAACCAGCCAUCUGA